AUGAGCAUGUGUGAAGAAUACGAUGAAUUGAGCGAAAAACUGCUACAUGAAACCACAGCUGCAACUAAGCAGAAUAUCGAAAAAUUAGAUACUUACGUACAUUCAAGUCAAAAAUUAUCACUGUCAGCCGCCUGUAUUGACUCACCAGUGCCUGUUUUAAAUCCACAAAAACCUUCGUUCUCAUCAGUCUUUAUAACAACAACAACAGGUAGUUUACAAAUCGGUGCAAGAAUGAGUGCAGAAAAGAAACGUAAAAACGCAAAUUCGACUCAAACAAUACCAGUAAAAAAGCGGAAACGACCGAAAAUAAUAGUGACUACAGCUGUUCCAUGUCCUGAUGAUGAAGAAUUAAAUGAAAAAGAUUCCGCUGCAGAAGAAGAGUAUUUUGAUGAGUUAGAAUACAUCGAAAGAGAGACAAAAUUGGCCAUCCGUUACAAUAAAUUGCUGCAACAGAAUGCAAAGUUAAAUAUUCAACUUAUUGAAAUAAAAAAACAACUCAAAACACAAGAGCAAAACUCCAUUCCAUACACUCCACUGCCCGUACAAGAAUGGUUGAAACAAACCGCUGAAUUAAUGGCAAAUUUACAACCAGAAUUGUUGACUGAUAAUCAGUUAGCAAAAUUCAUUUUAUUAUCACAUUCAUCGUCUGAAGAAGUUCGACAAACGAUAAAACCCAACAAAACAACAACAGCAUGUCAUUUUACCAAGUUGUGUUUUGAUGAAAAUGAGUUAAAAACAUUACCUGCCAAAACAAUUCCGCAGGCAACUGUUGAUUUAAUAAUCAAAUUUUCAGAACUUUGUUUUCCUAAUGACCAUGUGACUCCCGCAGCCGCCGUUCGCUCAGCUAUUUUUAAUAUAUUUCGCGUAGCUCGAAGAGAAGCGUAUUCUAGUCAAGUGAAAGAACAUGAACAACAAUCCAAUCCAAUCGAAGAAGAUGAUUAG
This is a messenger RNA of Didymodactylos carnosus, 942 nucleotides long. The record is from the annotation of a GenBank genome assembly. NCBI's taxonomy places the organism in Eukaryota, Metazoa, Rotifera, Eurotatoria, Philodinida, Philodinidae.